UCAUCCAUAACAGUACACACCCCAAAUUAUUAUUGUACAUAAACCCAUUACAUGUCUAGAUACAUGAGAGUAUAUAUUAUUAUAUAUUAUCAUCAUCAACUCUGCCAAUGCCAUCAUUUCUUAUUUAAUUAUUUUCCUUUCUCUAUAUAAACCCUAAUUCAGCUCUCACCGUUUUUCAUCAAUCCAAAAGCCACGUACAUCUUCAAUUGAUAGAUAGAUACUACUAGACUUCACUUUAUCAUGGGUUCUAUUGGAAUUGAGAGUUCAAAAACUGAGGUUGUCACUGUUGAUGUGCUUGCAACCAAGUCUCUGAUCAAGACCACCCAUGUUUAUCUUGAUGUCAGGACGGUGGAAGAGUUUCAGAAAGGGCACGUAGAUUCAGAGAAGAUCAUUAACAUUGCAUACAUGUUCAAUACACCCGAGGGGAGGGUGAAGAACCCAGAGUUUCUGAAGGAAGUUUCGUCUCUUUGCAAUAAAGAAGAUCACCUCAUAGUGGGUUGCCAAAGUGGAGUGAGAUCUGUGUAUGCAACUGCUGAUCUUCUAGCUGAAGGGUUUAAGGAUGUGUACAACAUGGGAGGAGGUUAUCUAGAGUGGGUUAAAAAGGAGUUUCCAGUGAAGAUACAUGUGACCGAAUAGGAGCUUUUGCUCAGUUAUGUUAUAUGAUCUUGUAUGUAUAAUUAGAAUGGACCCUUUCACAAUUACCACUUUCAACAUGUUCAUUAAGUUCUAUAAUUUUUAGAUGCUUGAGUGUAGUAGUGUGUAACCAAGACAAACUAUGUUUACAGUUGUAUCUACUUGACUUGAAUAAAUGCAAAAGAUUGCAAUCUGGGUAAACUACUAA
Molecule: messenger RNA, 841 nt
Organism: Medicago truncatula (barrel medic)
Lineage: Eukaryota; Viridiplantae; Streptophyta; Magnoliopsida; Fabales; Fabaceae
Product: rhodanese-like domain-containing protein 17
Exons: 6
Coding region: 241-636 (131 amino acids)
Molecular function (GO): catalytic activity
Source: RefSeq, a predicted model, not a curated record